CGCCACACCGCUCGCACGCACACACGCGAUCGUUCGGGUCGCUGGCGAGCUGUCAGAGAGACACCGUCAGAAGAAGAAGAAAAAAGUUGCAACGCGACACACACCGCGAACGUUCCGCCGAGGCAGUGGAAAAAAGAGGUUUUUUUGUGCGAAUUUACACGCCGGUACGAUGCCGGCCACCGUUGGCCACUUCCGGGCCGGGUUGGACGCGCGGGGAGUUGCGUGAAAAGUGGGGAAAUUCAUCUUUUGAUUGGGAAUUUUGUGCAAGAAAUUUUCCAGUUUGUGUGCCUGUGUGUGUGUGAGAGUGAGUGAGCGGUCGAGAGACAGGAAGAAAGAACCCCCGGAGAAAGACAGCCGAACAGCUCUCAAAAGUGACAGUCCGAGUAGGCUGGCUGAAGUUUUUUGCUUUUUCUCUUGUUGACAGGACGGUCGGGACGGCAGAAGAACGGCACACGUUGAACGUUUUUCGUUUUUCUUUCGGGGGAGUUUGCGAUUUUUCUUCCGAUUUGUGGAGCCCCUGGACCGGUCCAGUGGCCACUUUCGGCGGAGCCGGAUCGUGAUCCGCCGCGACCAACGGGAAAAAAGCAAAAUAAACUAACCGUCAGAGACAUUAAAGUGAACGAAGAAGAAAGCAAAGUUGAGUUCAGAAUUUGCUGAAGCAGAAGGAGCAACCCGAAAAUCUCGGGGAACUGGCCACCGUCGGCUGGAACCAGACCAGCGGGCCCCCCUUCCAGAGGAGCGGCACAAGGUGGCAAAGAUGUGCGAUGUUUGCGCCGGCUUCCUGAAUCUGCUGGGCUCGUACGAGUCCCGCCUGGCGAGCAAUGAGUCCGAACAUCCGGUGUUCCUGUCGAAGCGCGAGAUCGAGGUCGUCAUCGGGUACAUCCAGUGCUGGCCGGUCCGGCAGUGCAUGUGCUGCUACCGCGACCCGAAGAACUUCGAGCGGUUCAACCUGGUGGUGCAGGCGCUGGUUUACUUUACCGUGUACCAGCUGAAGAACAUCCGGGGCCUGUUGGAGCGCGAGGAGAAGCGAUGCGCGGCGGCCGCAGCUGCAGCUGCUGCCUUGGCAACCGCGGCCGUGGUUCCUGGCAAGGACGGUGAAGAUGGUGGGAAGGAAGAGACAACCGAAGUGGCACCACCGGUUGUGGAGGAACAGUUGCCGGCUCCGCGCAAAGAUGCAGGAGGUUCUCCGGUUUUGGAGGACUGUUGGACGCUGCUAGACAUGGAGAAGCUGCUGCUGCUGUCGUCGAAGGCGUUUUUGCUCAAUUUUCCACUGUACGUGGCGUACAAGCAUGGAGUCCACGCGAGGAUGGACGAAAUCUCGCCGCAGGAAGCGCAAUCUUUGAGUAUUUUUUGCGAUCUGCACGACAACGAAAUACCGGCGUUUCUGUUGAGGAACGUGUCGCUGUUUUGUACUUCCGGAGGAUUUGACGCCAUGAUGGCUAGUUUUGAUUCGCCGAAUUUGCCGGUUCCGAUUGCGCACGCCAUCACGGCUGCGAUUUCGAACCUGAAGCUUUGGAUCAACUACCGAUCGAUCAUUCAACUGUUCAUCCCGAUUCGGGUAAAGAUUCUGCAGUACAUGUGCAAACUGUCGGACCAGGACCUGCGAUCGCCGGCUACGAAAGCGAUGGCCGACUUCAUGUGGACCGCCAUCAAGGAUCCGCUGGAUUCGCAAAUUACGUUCGACACCGAAGGACUCGCGUUGGCCUUCAAGUACUUUACCAGCUCCACGCUGACCAUGAGGUUGGCCGGAAUGGCUCAAAUCAACGCCCACAUCAACCUGUUCAACGAGAUCUGCACGACGGAGACUGUGGCCGAGGUGGAGGUCGUCGGUCAAAAGCUGGCCGAUUGGCUCACGGAGAAUCAAAUCAUUUCGCACUUGUUCGGGCCGAAUCUGCACGUCGAAGUCAUCAAGCAGAGUCACAUCGUGCUCAACUUCCUGGCCGUCGAAAACCAGAUCACUGAAGAACACAUCUCGCUCAUCUGGCAGGCGGCCCAGCUGAAGCACUGCUCAAAACCAAUCUACGACAUUCUGCCAUCGCUGGUCAAGAACCUGGCCCCACGGCCGGCCUCCCAUCUCUACUCGCUCCUGUCCGCGCUCGAUCCCCGCGAGCAUACUGAACAAUCCAUCUACAUUGCGUCCGCCCUGACGAAGCUCAUCUGGGCACGGGACUGCUCGCGGCUUACCCUAAUGGACCUCGCCAAGAACAACGUGCUACGGGAAGCGGCCGUAGCAGCGGCUGCAGCUGCCGCGGCCGCUCGGGAAGCCGCCGAACUGCCUUCAAGUUCGGAAAAUUCCGUCUCCGUCGAUGGGAGCAACAGCGAAGACGAACCCCAGGAAGAGGACAGCUCCGACCCGGAACAUGCCGCCGCAAUGGCAGCUGCCGCGGCCAAAGCGAACGCUGCACGACACGCCGCACGGGUCGCCCUCGCUGUACCUUCCUCGAUGCCGGGACCUUCCACGCAACUGCUCAAAAGCAACGCCCCGGCAGCGGCGACGACUUCAGCCGGACCCAGCACUGCACCCAUUCCGGCCAUGGUUGCCGCCGCCAGUAUGAUGGAUGCGACGGACGAAUCGGACUCGGGAGUGGCCGUUCCGCCACCUUGCAAGCAGCCACGGCACAAAAAUUGCUGUGACGGUACAACCGGUGAAGAUAACAUGAAAGUAGAACCGGGCAUUUACAACGUAGACCAGCGAUUGAAGGAGAAAAUGCGCAUUCCGCUGAUGAACCGCUCGAUGGCCGCCGCUGCUUCGUCAUCCUCGGGCUUCCCGUCAAUGCCGGGUGUGUCCGGAGCGGCCUCCUCCAACGUGGUUGGCACCAGCAGUGACGACGACGACGAUGACGACGAGGAGGAAGAGGAUGGGCUCGGGCUCGGCAUGAGCGAAGCGUUUUCCGCGAUGAGGAAAAAGAUGCUGCGAAAGAAGCGCAAAAAGAUCAGCGGGUUGACGCGAAAGGAACUGCAGGAGAUGGCCAGCGUGUCGGACGUGGAGGACAGUGACCUGGCGGCGAUGCUGCCGGACAGCGACUGCAGCGAGUCGAAUCUGCACCACCAGAGUUCGGUGCUGAGGCACAUGGCUGGGGCGGGAGUUGGACCGGGACCGAUGGCCGGUCCCAGUGGGGCUGGGCCGUCCGGUAGCAUCGGGCCGGUGGACGAUGUUCCACCCUUUAUGGGUGCGAUGGCCGAAGGACAUUUGAUCAACUUUUUGAACGCCACCGAAAACGACGGCAGCUGUUCGUCACCAUUGAGCAACAAAUCCGAGAAGAAUAUGGGCGAUUUUGACGAUGAAGAUUCGCCGUGUGAGGAGGAACUGGUAGAACUCGCUGCCAGAGCCCAGUGCUUGCAUCAGCAACAGUUUCCACUGCCCAGACCACGCUCGCUCGGAACGGGAAUGUCCCCGCAGCAGCAGCCUCAGCAGCGAACAAACACGCCGAACAUUACGCUGACUCGAGCUCACCACGAUCGGCUGUCGUCCACGAUGACCCCGAGUGCGUCGUGCAGUAGUGGCGGAACGCCUACGUCAUCCUCCGGCGGCAAAGGCAAGCUCACCCCGACGAGCAAAACAACUCCACCGCAGCAGAUCCCAACGAAGGAAAUGCUGGCGGCGGCCGCAGCGGCAGCGGCAGCCGGAGGUCUUGGUGCACCAACAUCGCCGAGUUUUCGCUUUCCGGACGUUUGCCAGCCGGGAAAUACGCUGCUAUGGGAUCUGCUGCAGGAUGACAAGAUUGGACAGCUGGGCGAGUCGUUGGCGCUGGAGGCGGAGAAGGUCCUCGGAACACUUCUCUGCUUCCACACGGACAAAAUCAUUCGGACGCGCUUCAUCGAGGGAUGUCUGCAGAACUUGGCGGAGAAUCGCAGCGUAGUGACGAGCUUGCGACUGUUGCCCAAGCUGUUUGCGUCGUUCCAGCAGUUUCGGGACGUGACCACACACCAGGUGGUGCUCUGGGCAGAACGUCAUCACCGGAUGAUGCAUCACUUCUUUAACAAUUUGAAGCAUUACACGACCAGUGGCUAUGCCGUGCGUGGAUCCGGCGGAAUGCUGUACUCGCACGUGACUCAGAUUCAGGUCCGGCUGCAGUUCCUGUCGUCGGUAUUUAGUGACGUUGGGUCACCGCGCAGUUUCAAGCUGGCACUUGGCCAAGUGGACACACUGUGGACCUGCCUCGCGAACGAUCCCGAGUGCAGCGAUUGCCUGUUUGCCUGGCUGCAAGGACAGGUCAAGGGUGGAGACACCCACGCGCUUGGAAUCAACGCCAUUCAGCAUUUGUACUUGAAGCGAUUGUCAGAACUGAAACCGGAAGGAAUCUCCAUGGUUGCGCUGGGCCUGUUUCAGCAGUUGUUUAUGUUGGGACGGGAAGAUAUCAUUGCUCACCCGAGUGAAGGUCAGGAGGCGAGUGAUUCGGUCGGAAUGGAGCAUCUGUGGAAGAUUGCACUGCGAGCGAACAACACGGACGUUUCGUUGACCGCCAUCCAAUACAUCAACACGUACUACAUGGAGAAACAGCUCAAAUACGAGAACCAGUUUGUGGCCCAGUGUAUGAACCAUCUGACGCAGGCCGUCGAAGAACUGCUGAGGCAAGGUCCGGGCUCGGAGAAUGCGUUGAUGUGCGUUCAACGUGCCCUAAUGCUGCUCAACACUCACCUGGAGACGUUCCGACGGAGGUACGCGUACCAUCUCCGACGGUGGGCUCUCGAGGGCAAAGAGGUCGCAUCGCACAGUGCACUUCGCAACGAAGGACCGGGUCCGCCAAUUCGUAUUGUGCUGCAACCUGCGGGUGUGCCGGAAAAAUCUCUUCUUCACCUGCACUCGACCGAUUUGGUCGCGGAUUUGAAGGCCGAAAUCGCCAAAUGGUGGGAAUCGAUCCAGGGAGCGGUCAAAACAGCUCACAACGAAACAGCGGCUCGAACCGGUGGCACCGGAGCUGUGUUGGGUCUGCUACUUAGCGAAGGUCCACUCCGGAUCAUAACCCAGGGUCAGGAAAUCACCGCCGAGUACGAUGAACGAAGUCUGGCGGAUGUGGGCUUCAAGGACAACCAGAUGGUGUACGUGUCGAUGGGAAGCCGCGGAGGCCGAGGCCGCCGAGAACAUCACGAUCAUCCUUCGAUGCUGCCACCGCCACCGAAAGACUGUCUACCGACGUUGCUGCUGCUGCGAAGUCCUCACUUUGAGCAGCUCUUCAAGUUGAUGCAAACCCUCGGCGACAUGAAGCUGAUCGGCCCCGGAGGUCGCAUCAUUCCCAACACCAAGGCACAACUGCUCUCUCGGCGUGUUUGGGACAUCCUGGCUAUGCUUCCGACUGCGCCCACCUUCUUCAACACGCUCAAAAAUCUAACCUUCGCCAACUCCACCCCAGAACCACCACCACUCGAACCGGAAUCUCCGGACUCGCGCCGGUACACGCUCGAAGAGAUCCUCGACCCGCACAACCUGCAGAAAUUCAUGUACUCGCUGCACAUCGUCGAAAGCCUUUGCAAGUCCAAGUUUAUGGGCAGCUGCUGUAGCAGUCCCGGAGGAAGUAGCAGCGGUGGACCCGUCGUCCCAACCGCCUCAAUUGGCGUUCCCAUCGCGGCCACCUCCGGAAUGCCCGGCGGAUCACGGCAAGCCAUCGUCGGCCCGAGCGCCGCCAAAAGCCUUUCGGUGAAGAACCAACUGAAGCUCAAAAUUAGCACGUCCAAAUCGCUCAAGAUGCAACAGAACCAGAAACAGCUGGCGGCCAAGCAGCAAGUGCUGGGCGUAAGCAAUAGCAACCUGUCGGCGACCACGAUGGUCAGCGGAACUUCACCGGGCAAGAAGGAUAGACGAUGCGAUACGGAGACGGAUAUUGGAGAACCGAAGGCGGGAAGUUCUGGUGAGAUGGACAACAAGGAGAACAAGAGCGGCGAGGCUUGUAGUGAGUCAACGGAAUGUGCUGACCAGAGGCGGGAGGUUAAGGACGAAGACGAGCUGAAUGUGAGCGUGGAGUCGGACAAUCGCUGUGUUCCGGAGCAGAAAUCUCCACCGACGAUCCACCAGCAGCCACCUCCCAAGUUGGCAAGCCCCGCGAUUGCGUCCCUCGAGUGGAGCGAGCAGUUUGUCAAGUGUGGCGGCCUAGCGCACCUGUACCGGAUCUUCGUUUCCGGUGUGCUACAGAAACAAUCCAGCGGCGGCGGCAAGGACGGUGACGAUCUGAACGAGUGGCGCCACGACUGUCUGGCCAGUUUGCUCCGAAUUCUGUGUCUGCUCGGGAUGGAAGAGUUCCGGCCGGAGAACGAAAAUGCGAUCAUCAUUCCGAAGCUGAACCGGCACACGCUGGCCCUGAUGGAGGUGCAGCCAACGCUGGAGCGGAUAGCGGGUAUUUUGAACGAGGAGGCUCAACCGUUGAGUCCACACCACUUCAAGACGGGUCUGUUUGGGCGAGCCCAAGUGAUACAUUACGCGAUGAACUUGCUGGUGUGCUACGCCCACUCUCUGCCGGAGGUGCGGUCGACGUUGUGGAAGAUUGACGCCAACUUGGCUUGGGUGCAACGGUUAAUUCUGGACGAUCCGGAACCGGCGGUACGGAGAGAGGCCUGCGCAGCACUGUACCGGAUGUGUCUGGGCAAUGCUCAGACCUAUUAUGAAUUGAUGGCUCCGCUGCUUUCAAAGCUGGUUGCGUUGCUACCACUAGCAGAGAAGAUGCGUCCCCAACACCAAGCGUACCAUUUAUCCCCGGACGAGGGCAAAGAACCGUAUGGACCGGCGUGUCGAGACUAUUUCUGGCUGUUGUGUCGAUUGGUAGACUCGUUGUCUCCCGAGCUGGUUAAAGAUUGCGGAGGAGAACUCAGCCGUAAGCCAGCGACUCCCGGUUCGAUCGGGAUAGAAUCCAUGUGUCGACAGGUGUCCAAGAGCAUUCUCGAUCGAGACUACCUCGAAAGUCGCCACGGUAGUCCGGAUGAUGGCUUGUUUGGUCUGCUCAAUUUGAUGGCCAAUCUGGUCAAGUUCGAUCCGCAGUUCAAGUUCACCGAAGAAGGUCAGCAGUUUAUCGGCAAGAUAUUCCAAUCGCUGUUCGAGUUGCCCUCGCCGGACGAUCGGGACAAACCGAAAUGCAAAAGUCACGGAGCUCGAGCCGCGGCGUACGAUCUGUUGGUGGAAAUGUGCAAGAAUGCCCCCAAGAAUUACCUGCUGCUACACGGCAAGUUGAUGCAACAGCACCGAGCUGGACCCCACUCACCGUACCCUUGGGACUACUGGCCACGGGAUGAGGGCCGUUCCGAGUGUGGCUACGUUGGACUUACCAAUCUGGGCGCGACCUGCUACAUGGCGUCCUGUAUCCAGCACCUCUUCAUGACACCCCAAACGCGCGAUGCCAUCCUGUCCAUCUCAACGGACCCGCAAAAGCACAAAGCAACCCUGUACGAACUGCAGCGGAUGUUCGCCUACCUUAUGGAAUCCGAACGCAAGGCGUACUGUCCGCGAUCCUUCUGCCGGGUCUACCAAAUGGACCACCAGCCGCUCAACACGGGCGAGCAGAAGGACAUGGCCGAGUUCUUCAUCGAUUUGGUCUCCAAACUGGAGGAGAUGACGCCGGAGCUGAAGACGCUGGUCAAGCGAGUGUUUUGCGGAGUCAUCAGCAACAAUGUGGUGUCCUUAGACUGCGGCCACGUCAGCCGAACGCUCGAGGAGUUUUACACGGUGCGGUGCCAAGUGGCGGACAUGCGCAACCUGCACGAAUCGCUGGACGAAGUCACCGUCAAGGAUACCCUCGAAGGGGACAACAUGUACACGUGCUCACAGUGCGGCAAAAAGGUCCGCGCGGAGAAGCGAGCCUGCUUCAAGAAACUCCCCCAGAUUCUCUGCUUCAACACGAUGCGCUACACGUUCAACAUGGUCACGAUGCUUAAGGAAAAGGUCAACACGCACUUUAGCUUCCCGAUGCGACUUGACAUGAGCGGGUACGUCGAGAAGACGCUGAUGCCCCAUCACUACCAGGAGGAGAAACGCAAGUCCGAAUUGCGCAGAUCUUCGUCGCGAAACGUCAGCGAAUCGAGCACUUCCGAGGGAGGAGGCAGCGGUGGCAGUUUACCGUUUAGCGGUGACGACGCCCCGCUCCGAAAGGAUGACAAGGUCAGUUCGAGUGACGGCCAGCAGGAGCAGCAACUCCCGUCAUCGUCCUCGUCUUCGACGUCGAGCAAAGCCGAAGCGGCGGAAAAAGCCGAACUGCAGAAGCAGCAGCAGACGCUGGACGAGGAAGACUCGGAGGAUUUCAACGAGCACUACGAGUACGACCUGGUCGGGGUGACGGUACACACGGGGAACGCCGACGGUGGCCACUACUACAGCUUCAUCAAGGAGCGCAACGAGGACAGCAAUCCGAACCACCAGGAGCGCUGGUUCCUGUUUAACGACGCCGAGGUGAAACUGUUCGACCCGUCCCAGAUUGCGGCGGAGUGCUUCGGCGGUGAGAUGACGAGCAAAACGUACGAUUCGGUCACGGAGAAAUAUCUGGACUUUAGCUUCGAGAAAACCAACUCGGCGUACAUGCUGUUUUACGAGUGGCGCUCGAACAAGGGCACCAACAUCCAACGUGACCAGGCGGAACGUUCGGCGGCGGCAGCAGCUGCUGCGGCUGCGGCCGCUGCCGCCGGUUGUGGCAAACCGUCCACGUUUACAUCGGCCAUGUCCAUGCCGACUGCGACCGCAACGGCAACGUCGUCCACGGUGGUCGUCAGUAGUAGCAGCAGUAGCAUUGACACGUCGCUCCCGACGUCCUCGUCGUCUACAACGGCGGUUAAUGGAAGCAGCAGUAGUUUGACCAGCGGUAGCAGUACCAGUGUUGCCAGCAGCUCCAACAUGACCUGUGGAACGAGCCUGUCGCCCAGUGCUAGCAAGACAGAGCUGGAAUCGGUCGAGGAGGAAGAAGAACCAAUGGACAAGUGCGGCAAGCCGGAAGUGGUUGAUGUUUCGAAGAAAGUGGCCACUCCUCCACCCUUACCUGGCCCGGCACUAUCACUACCAAGUACCAGCAGCACCACGACAAACACCACCCGUGAAGAUGAUCAGACUGACCCAUUCAUUCAGAAACAUCCUAGUGAAGUAUCAUCGGUAGUAGAUAAUUUAAGUACUCUAAGUAAAUGUGAUAUAGAUGUUAAGACUAGCAUUAGAAGUACUGCUGCCGCCGCCGGACUGUCCCUUGUUACGCCACCACCGCCGUCUCCGCUGGCCGCCCUCCAAGCGCAGGCCUCUUCACUGAGCAUCCUGCCGCCGUCGGGACCGCUGCUAGGACCUUCGAUGCUUCCCUCGCCGUCCUACUCGUCAAUUUCGUCCCUGUCGGCACUUACGGCCACCGCCGGCGGUAACGUUGGCCUUCCCCUUAGUGCCGUCGUGCAGCAGCCCACCAUUUCCAGUGCCGCCCUCCAACCGUGCUCAUCUUCGUCGUCUUCAUCGUCCACUUCCUCGUCCUCACUCGGACCGCUCGGGCUGGGGCUGGUCGUCAACCGGAUAGGUCCUCCACCGAAGCGAAAGCGCAAAAUUCUGAGCAAAGAGCUGGAAGAGUGGAUCUGGCAGGACAACCGACACUUUUUGCAGGAUCGCAACAUCUUCGAGCACACCUACUUCAACUUCAUGUGGCAAAUUUGUGGCCACAUUCCGCAGACGCUGCUUGCGCUACCGGACAUUACCUGUAUCGCUGCGCAGCUGUCGGUUUCGUUCUUCAUCGAGACGUUCAUUCACGCCAAGGAGAAGCCCACGAUGGUGCUUUGGGUGGAGCUGCUGACGAAGCAGUUCAACGCGAGCCAGGAGGCGUGCGAGUGGUUCCUCAGUCACAUGUCCGCCGAGCCGUGGUGGCCCGUCCAGGUGCUGAUCCAGUGCCCCAACCAGAUGGUCCGGCAGAUGUUCCAGCGGUUGGUGAUUCACGUGAUACAGCGGUUGAGGCAAUGCCACAGCGCGCUCUACCUGAAGGUGGAGUCGGACGAGGAUGGGAACGAGAUCAUCGGUAACGUGUCCUGCGUUACGCGCUUCAUCAAGUCGUUGAUUAUGCUGAUGGAGCACGGUGCGAGAGCCCACCUGCGCCACCUGUCCGAGUUCUUUGGGCUGCUGUACGAGUUCUCGCGAAUGGGCGAAGAGGAGGCACUGUUUCUGUUGCGCAUCAACGUGAUCCGGAGUGUGGCCGAUUUCUACCUUGGGCACAAGGCGGCCCAGGAUUGCAUCGAUACCAACUCGGACAACGAGGACAAUUCGUCGGAUGAAGCACUCACCGUAGACAAGAGUCGUCCGGCGUCGCUGGACAAGAUGAUUGCUCUGGUGGCGUCACUUGUGGAACGGUCGCGCGGACCUGACCUCAGGCUUCAUCUUUCGGCGCGUGACUACAAUGCGAUUGCCGGUGGAAAGGGCUUUCCCUUCCUGUACCAGCAGAUCAAGGACAACAUCAACCCGCACCAGACAAGGCAUCUCAUCCACGCGCUCUGCCGAUGUGACGAACGGCUGGCCGGUCAGAUCAUUGCGAUGCUCUUCACUGCCGUAACGAAGCACACCGAGCUGUGUGGACCGUUCUUCAAGCUGCUAACACUGCUCACGGAAUCUACCGGUGGUCCCUCGGGCCUACCUUGCUUCUCUCAGCUCGUUCUACAGCGGGUUUGGGACGCGGCCGAGUACUGUCCCCAAUCGGCACUGGACUGGCUGGCGGUUCAAGCGCCCCGUAACAAGAUCGCUCAUACCUGGAUCCUCCAGUCGGCCGAGAGUUGGGUCGAGACAUUCCUGCUGGCGCACAACAAUGCCCGCGUACGGAACGCCGCAGCGUACCUGCUCGUGGCGCUCGUUCCAUCGCAGAACUUCCGCACCAACUACCGGGCCACGUCACACCACAAACUGACCAUGCAUGCCAGCUCUCAGCACCGGGAAAUCUCGUGCGAGGCGCAACUCAUCCUGCACACGAUCCUGAACCUUUUGCUGCGGUUGCUUCGGUCCGCCCGGAACUACACCGACAUUAGCGUUCACGGCACGACCAAGCUGACGGCGUACUUUAACCUGAUGACGUACUGUCUGGUGUCGAAGACGGAAAAGUUGAUGCUCGGACCACAUCUCCGUGCCCUGUGGGAGCUGUUCCAUCCGCGGUUGUCGGAACCGUCCGUUCCGGCGCACCACAACAAGCAGUCGCUGCUGGCGUUCUGGUACCAGGCCACGAUCGACUGCCCCGAGAACGCGCUCCUGGUGGCCAACUGUCCGGACAUUACGCGCAACAUUGCAUUUAACUACAUACUUGCCGACCACGACGACUCGGAGAUUGUCACGUACAACCGGGCCAUGCUGCCGGUGUACUACGGCCUGCUGCGGAUGUGCUGCCAGCAGAGUAGACUCCUUACGCGCCAGCUGGCCGCCCACCAGAACCUGCAGUGGGCCUUCAAGAACAUCACACCCCAUCCGACGCAGUACCCGCUAGCCGUGGACGAGUUGUUCCGGUUGAUGACCCUGUUUGCGCAGCGUCAUGCGGACGCGACGGAAGCCGAGCAGCGCGAGGUGACCAUCUUCCGGCGGACUACGCUGACGGCGUACCUCAACGGGUUGGACGCGCGCGUAUCUUGGGGAACGUUGAUAGCGGCGCUUCGGAUACUGGUGGACAACGACGACGAUCGGUUAUUCGUAGUCCUCAACGGCGGCAUCACACUUUGCUUCGACGCGUUGCACACGCUUCACUCGAUGUACCACGAAGCGACCGCUUGUCACGUGUUUGGAGACCUGCAAGAACUCCUCGCCGAAGUCAUCCUCCUCGUCAGCACUUUGCGAGCGAGCUGUCGCGAGCAGAAGAAACGUCCCCCGCCAGCGCUCAUGAAGGGCCUCCCGGACGCCGUCCGACGGCUGGCAACCCUGCUCAACACCUUCAACCCACCGGAGAUGCGGAACAUCGCGCUGGAGGUGCUCAAGGAGCUCGUCAAGUGCGCUCCGCCGGAGAUCAUCAGCACGGUGCUGGUUCCGCUGCUCACCCACUGCCACACCCAGAACGUGUCGCACCCGAUGGGUCCACUCGGGUCGUACUUCCCGCGCCGUGGCAUGAAGGCAACGUGGCCUCCGGUUUCCAAGAGCACACCGCGGCCACCCCGUCCGAUGGUGCAGAUGAACAUUCCGCAGUCGCAGAUUUGCGAAAAGGGCCUCGACAAGGACUUUGACCUGGCGCUGGAGCUGUUCUACCGGCCGUACCACGAGUUCCUGGACAUUAUGUUCCGCGUGGCGGUCACCUCGAACCAGUUUACGGAAGCGCUCGUGCAUCUGUCGCUGCUGACCGGCAUCGAGUCCGUCGUGCUGCACUUUAACAUCUUUGCCAAGUUCUGGGUUGGCAUCUUCAACAACAAGACGACUAAUCGGUAUGAGCUAAAAACUUUG
This is a messenger RNA of Culex pipiens pallens (northern house mosquito), 12328 nucleotides long. Its product is annotated as ubiquitin carboxyl-terminal hydrolase puf. The transcript has 13 exons. Gene Ontology annotation, molecular function: cysteine-type deubiquitinase activity; cysteine-type endopeptidase activity. The annotation marks the transcript as partial. Gene Ontology annotation, biological process: protein deubiquitination. NCBI's taxonomy places the organism in Eukaryota, Metazoa, Arthropoda, Insecta, Diptera, Culicidae. Gene Ontology annotation, cellular component: nucleus; cytosol. The record is from RefSeq and is a predicted model, not a curated record.